CGAACUUCAUAGCAGCUCGCACGUCGUUCACCCAGUCUACAACCAAUUUGGGUUUGCUGAGGCUGAGGGCAUUUCAUCUCAAUUAGACACGACUGGCAAAUUAUUGGUGCUUCCAUUGCUGGAUGAGUACAUGAGAUAUCAAGCUCAGGAAUAGCACAACACUGGUACCCCUCCCAUCAGAGCAGCAACCUACAAAGCCUGGUCUCGACACAAGCACUUCGCCUGUUGGACUCUCUUCAGCAGAUACACCUAUCAAUCUCAUAUAUACACAUCUUCCUGAGCAAAAAUGGGUUGGUGGCCAUUUUCCGCAGACACCCGGGCCGACGCCAUCCGCAGCGGCACGGCCAUUCCCAACCGCGAGGAGCGCACCGUCUGCUGGGCCUCACGAGACGCCUACUUUGCCUGUCUAGACGCCAACAACAUCAUUGACGCCAACAAGGACGCCUCCGCCGCUGCCAAGGCGUGUCCCAAGCAGUCUGCCGAUUUCGAGCGCGACUGUGCGGCCGCCUGGGUCAAGUACUUUAAGCAGUGGCGCGUAGCGGAUCUGCAGAAGAAGAAGAGGCUGGAGGAGCUGCGCAAGCAGGGCGCUGUCGAGAUGGACGUUUCGACUAGCUUUGCGCCAGAGGGGGGUGCUGGGGAGAAGGGGAAGGGGAAGGGCGAUAUCCAGGAGAUGUUGGAUCGGAAGAGAGGGAGGUGAACUGAUGAGGUAUAGCACUUUGUCCAGUCUCACUUUUUUUUUAGUGAUGGAGGAGGCUGGUGGCAUACUUUGUGUUUGAUAUAGAUGCCGACGUGUACAACAGUUGUAUAUUUAUGAUGGAUAUUGGAAACUAAGUAAGGCAGCAUACAAUUAUGGACUCACUCUUCUCUUUUGGGGAUUUAUAGAUGGUACAAAUUCAGCUCAAAAAACGGUGGUUCUUUUGGAACUCGGUGCUCUCUUGUUUCUUUGCGGUAUACAUGAGACAGUGAAUUAAGAGGUAGAAAAAAAAAAGAUGGUAUGCUGCCGCAGAAAAUAGGGAAAGGGG
Messenger RNA from Trichoderma harzianum CBS 226.95, 1022 nucleotides. RefSeq lists its product as hypothetical. The transcript has a single exon. NCBI's taxonomy places the organism in Eukaryota, Fungi, Ascomycota, Sordariomycetes, Hypocreales, Hypocreaceae. Gene Ontology annotation, cellular component: mitochondrial intermembrane space; mitochondrion; respiratory chain complex IV. The coding region runs from base 287 to 697 and encodes 136 amino acids. Gene Ontology annotation, biological process: mitochondrial respiratory chain complex IV assembly. The record is from RefSeq and is a predicted model, not a curated record.